This is a messenger RNA of Marasmius oreades (fairy-ring Marasmius), 1515 nucleotides long. RefSeq lists its product as uncharacterized. Gene Ontology annotation, molecular function: heme binding; monooxygenase activity; iron ion binding. The coding region runs from base 1 to 1515 and encodes 504 amino acids. NCBI's taxonomy places the organism in Eukaryota, Fungi, Basidiomycota, Agaricomycetes, Agaricales, Marasmiaceae. The record is from RefSeq and is a predicted model, not a curated record. The transcript has 7 exons.
AUGUUCACUGCGAAGACUCUAUUCGCCUCCAUUACUUUGGCUGUUCUCAGCUCGACGGUGCUCUAUGGUUUACAAAAACUCCUCAGCAGGCUACAAAUUCACAUCCUAAAGACAGAGUGUACUCAGUCAACCGUUGAGGAAACUCCCUUGGCUCGGUCAUUCUGGUACAUUGGGACCCUCGACUUCUUCUUGAACCCGUUUAUGUUCCUUGCCUCAAGUAUAACUCAAGCGAAGGGUCGGAUGUUCUCUUUCAGAGUUCUUAGUGAUACAGUAAUCAUGUUGAGAGGAAUCCCAGGACGGGAUGCCUUCUUUUCGAAAGGACUUGAUUUCAUGAGCGGUUAUAGACUCCUGAACCCACAACUGGUCGAUAUAAUGCCUAUUGAGGAGGUCAAGUGCGGCGAAAACGGCGCGAACUUUAUGGCGACCCUAAUCCGGACAGAGGUCCUAGAAGAAAUUUACCUGGACAUGCUCAGUGAUGUUUCCCGGAGAAUAGAUGGAUGGGGAGACGAAGGGACUAUCGAUCCUUUCCUCAACGUAUACGAGAUUGUCUUUGCCCUGUCCGUGCGGCUAUCGACCUGUCAUGAAUUUAUCGAAGACCCGGCCAAAGUCAAUAAAUUGAUGUCGAUCUUCGAGCGGCUUGAGGCAGGAUCAACUCCGACUGGUCUUAUUCUUCCCUGGCUUCCAACCCCGGCUCGAGUAGGGAGAACGAUAGCUGGUGCACAACUGUAUACCAUGAUCUCCAAGGUCGUUCGGAAUAGACAACAACACGAUAUCCGGAGAGAGGAUCCCUUACAGGCCUUGAUCGACAAAAAGUUCCCUAUGGCUGACAUUACUCGAUUCACUGCCACAACGCUUUUCGCCGCUGUGACUAACACAGGGAAUGCUCUUUGCUGGGUCCUAAUCUAUCUCGAAGUUCACAAAGAAUGGAAGUCCCGCGUUGUCUCCGAAAUUCAGUCAUUCGUUCAAGAUGCCGGCGCGGAAUUCACUGAUUCCAUGGAAGAAGCGAUCGGGAAUGUAUCACUCCAGGUCAUGGAUGAGAAGACACCUACUCUGGAUCUCGUCAUAAACGAGACCAUUCGUCUACUUUUCGACGGCACCUUUAUGAGAAGGAACAUCGGGAACGAUAUCUUCGUUGGAGCCCAUCGAAUCGAGCAUGGGGCAUAUCUCAUGUUCCCAACCGCCGACCUUCACUUCAACGAGGACCUCUUUCCCAAUUCGAGGGAAUUUGAUCCUCUCCGUUUUACCCCCGAGGAAGUAGACAAGCGCAACGUGAAGGGGAUCAAUUUUCUCGGAUGGGGGGCGGGUCGACACAUCUGCGUCGGUAAACGAGCGGCCAUGCUGAUGAUGAAGUUGAUACUCAUCAUGUUGGUGUCGAAGCUGGAGACUCGGUUGGUCAGUGAACGCGGGGAAAGCAUAACUGCUAUUCCAGAGGCCAAACUUGAUAGGCUUUUCAAGGUGUGCCAAACGAAGGACAAGAUCUAUCUGGACUUUUACAAGCGGGGGAUGCGCUUCUGA